AUGGUGACUGGCGGCAUAGCACGAUCAGCCGAACAGGCCACCCGCUACGUCUCUGAACCUUUCUCAGAAGCCUUUUCAGAGGUGCGGAACUGGGAUCUUGAGCCUGGCCGCCGCCAAUGGGCCGGGCACUUCCGAAACUUGAGGAUGCAACUUGACCUGGGAGAUGUCUCCAUUUAUCCCGGCACCUUGCCGCUGAUUCUCGAGGCACCACAUGGAGGCCGCAUCAAGGAGGGCUGGCCGGCUCGAGCAAGUGGUGUCUUGUUUGCCGACACGAACACCGACAUCUUCACGGAGGAGCUUUACUCGGAGAUUGGCUUGCGCUGUUCUGGCCGAUUUCCCAGGGCGAUCGUCUUUCGUGUGCACCGGCAAGGCAUUGAUGCCAAUCGGGCCACUGGCAAUGCCAGCCUGACUUUCCCAGAACUGGAAUCAUGCAUCAGCGAGAGCAAUGGGCAAUGCUGCUGUGACCUGCCGGACGUCGCGGACGCAGAUGUAGCUAUGACGUUGAAUGACGUCUACCACGAGCUCUUAGCGGAAGUAGUCUCCGGUGCUCCCGGCGCUCUACUGGUGGCGAUUCACGGAACUAGCCGGCAUCGGGUGGAGCUGGGACUUCGCUUGUCGACCUCCUCCUUGAACGAAGGAGCUGGCAACGUCCCUCCGUCCCUGCAGCAGUACGACGCCCGCUCGUCUCUACGAGCUCUUGGGAACGCCACAAGCAUGGCAUGGGGUCCCAAAAGCCUGGGAGCAUUCCUGGCGACGGCCAACCCCUCCCUGGAAGUGAUCCCUUCUCCGGAGCUUCCGUGCCCGGAUCCUGACACAUGCCCGGGAUCGACAUACGAGAGCUACUUCAUGGGAGGCCACAAUCUGAAGAUCCACGUCUCAGAUGAGCGGGCCGGACUUCAGGUUGAACUCCCGAAGGCCAUGAGGGGCUUCGGCUCGUCUCCACCUGCUCCCCUGGCUCCUUCGAUCAAGCAGCUUGGCGCUGCUUUUGCUUCCUUCCUGAACGCCCACUACGAGGAAGAUUGUGAGACAGAUGUCAACUUUGGUUUGGCAUGUGGCGAUCAUGGUGUUGCUGUGGCUGGCCGCUGUGUAUGUGAUGCGGGCUAUGAAGGUGAGGAUUGCUCCGGAUGCUCUCCGGAGCACAUUAGGGUGGGUUCUCAGUGCCUCAAUCUUGUUCUGCUGGCUCCUCCGGCUGACAUGACGCAGAAGUUCGGCUCGGCAUUCACCACCACGAGUUCUGGCAGACGCUACAUGUACACCCGGAAGUUCACUACCGACUUGACACGCUGUGGUGUUGCUGGCUGCCGACCUUUGAACGUGAGCCUCCGUGUGAGGUGUGACAGCAGUCAGUGCCACAGCGAUGUGGACGAUGCCUCCUACACCAUCGGCGCCGCCCUUUACAAUUCCACGGGGCACAAGCUUUGCAACGGGACGGUGGACCGAACCGUCGAAACUGAAAUCGAUUGGUGGCUUCAAGUUCCAAUUCCUUCCUGUCCACUUCUGCGUGAAGGGGCCCAGGCGGUCUACCUAUCGAUCUGGACCUCCAAGUUGAUCAAAGUGCGCUGGGAGCAGACGCCGGCACCGGCGGAGAUCAGCCGUGGGCUCACCUACAGGAGCGAGACAGAUGUGAUACCUCCUGCAGAGCUACCAACUUGGAGAGACGUACCCUGUGAAGGCGCACCUUGUGAUGGCCAGCAAAGCUGCGAUUGCAUCACCGGGUGCACCUGUCGCAGCUGGAGUCUGAACGGAGAGAGAAACUUUUAUGGCCUCAUGGCAAGGUUGAGCUUGCUACCGCUUCCAGUGUAA
This is a messenger RNA of Symbiodinium sp. CCMP2592, 1803 nucleotides long. Lineage: Eukaryota; Dinophyceae; Suessiales; Symbiodiniaceae. The record is from the annotation of a GenBank genome assembly.